GACCGACGGGUAACGGCAUCACAUCCUUUCUUCCAAUUCAAGAAACUCUCUUCCAUUUCCCGAGGGACGAGGAGUGUACACUGGAGAAAAAAAAUGGCGUCCACAAGAUUAAAUCAUCACCUGAAAUUGAAUCAUUGAGCUUAUCCCAUUUCCAAUUUCAUCACUGCAGUUCCGGUUUCAACGAUGGCGUUCCGAUUAGGAGCUUGUUCACGCGCCACCGUCGCCUCUCGUUUUCCCCAACUCAAUCACAACAACUUUCUCAUUCUCCCUCUCGAACGAGAAAUUGAGAUUCGGCGGGUGAGAGGCACGAGGAGACUGAGAAUUAGGGUUUCGGAUGGAGGCGAAUCGUAUCUCGGGAUGUGGAAGAACGCGGUGGAGCGUCAGCGGAAAGCCAUUGAGUUUCAGAAAGUUGUGGAAAAUACUGUUGGAAAUGACGAUCGCAAUGGCGGUGAUCGAAGUGCUGGUCAGUUGGAGAAGAAGAGCGAGGAGUUCAGUAAGAUUCUUCAGGUCCCGAACGAGGAGAGGGAUCGGAUUCAGCGGAUGCAGGUCAUUCAUCGAGCUGCUGCCGCCAUUGCCGCUGCUCGUGCACUUGUUGGUGAGACUGGAAUGGUAGCUGUGGGAGACUCGAGUUCGCGUGAUUCGAAUAUUUCUCCGAAUUUGAAUAGUAGUAAUGACGGUGGACUGCUCGAUCGUGAAGAAGAAUUAUCUGAAUUUCAAACUGAGAACACCUUGCUACCUGAGUCUGAAACUUCACAAACUGGGACCCCUGGUCCAGAUUUCUGGUCUUGGACACCCCCUCCAGAUAAUGAUGGGAAUGGUAAUGCUUCCAAUGAGCUGCGACCAAUUGGGAAAUCACAGGCAUAUCCAAUGUUAUCCAAUUUUGUUGAGGAGAAAGAGCCACCGAUUGGCUUUCUCUCAAUUCCGUUUCAGAGUGAAAUAUCUGAAAACGUCAAAUCUCUUCUACCACCCUUUCAGUCAUUGGUGGGUAUUGAAAAAUUAGAAUCAUCAGAAACCAGAACAGAGACACAUUCCUUGGAAGAAGAUGAAAAUGUUGGGAUAGAGUUUUCGGUAUUUGCAGCAGAAGCAUCACAGGCCCUUAAUAGUACAGAUAAGGAAUCAACAAAAGGAAUAGAUCCAGAUGGGUCACGAUGGUGGAAGGAGACGGGAGUUGAGCGGAGACCUGAUGGUGUGAUUUGCAAGUGGACAAUAACGAGGGGAGUUAGUGCAGACCUAGCCACUGAGUGGCAGAACAAAUAUUGGGAAGCUGCUGAUGAGUUUGGCUAUAAGGAACUUGGUUCAGAGAAAUCUGGUCGUGAUGCCUACGGAAAUGUUUGGCGUGAAUAUUGGAGAGAAUCUAUGCGGCAGGAACAAGGUCUUGUUCAUCUGGAAAAAACUGCAGACAAGUGGGGGAUAAAUGGAAGUGGCACGGAGUGGCAAGAGAAAUGGUGGGAAUACUAUAAUACCUCUGGCCAAGCUGAAAAGAAUGCUCAUAAAUGGUGUAAAAUUGAUCCGAACACAUACGUUGAUCCCGGUCAUGCUCAUAUCUGGCAUGAAAGAUGGGGUGAAAAGUAUGAUGGACAAGGUGGCAGCAUUAAGUACACAGAUAAAUGGGCUGAACGAUGUGAAGGUGAUGGAUGGACGAAGUGGGGCGACAAAUGGGAUGAAAACUUUGAUCCGAAUGGUCAUGGUGUCAAACAGGGGGAAACUUGGUGGGAAGGUAAACAUGGAGAACGGUGGAACCGUACAUGGGGCGAGGGCCACAAUGGUUCGGGCUGGGUUCACAAGUAUGGAAAGAGCAGCAGUGGGGAGCAUUGGGACACACAUGCUCAGCAGGAAACCUGGUAUGAGAGAUUCCCACACUUUGGCUUUUAUCACUGCUUCAACAAUUCAGUCCAGCUCCGGGAAGUUCAGCCACCAUCUGAGACGGCUUUGUAAGUCUUCUCUUUCUUACUGCCAAGUGAUUAUAAAAGCUUGUAGUGUAGGCCAUUUUGAAGAAAAUAGAAUGCUUGAUCAGGAUUGAUACCGUUUUCCUGGCAUUGUACAUGUAAUAAAGAAAACUGCACAACAUAUUCCUAGUCCACGGUGAUAUUAGGAAACCUUUUAAGUCAAUAAAUUAGCUUGCUUUCUUUA
This is a messenger RNA of Benincasa hispida (wax gourd), 2130 nucleotides long. Its product is annotated as protein LIKE EARLY STARVATION, chloroplastic. NCBI's taxonomy places the organism in Eukaryota, Viridiplantae, Streptophyta, Magnoliopsida, Cucurbitales, Cucurbitaceae. The record is from RefSeq and is a predicted model, not a curated record. Gene Ontology annotation, biological process: starch metabolic process; regulation of starch metabolic process. Gene Ontology annotation, cellular component: starch grain; chloroplast stroma. Gene Ontology annotation, molecular function: starch binding.